AAUAGUUAAGCUACCCCUGAAAAGUGACGUUUUUGGUGGGCUGCAAUAGAUGGCGCUACUUCCGCACGCCCGAGGAAUUACUACAUACCACUAUCUCUUCGUAUAUAGUCUCUUUGGUCCUACCAGAGCAGCAGAUCAGUCUGGAGUUGCAGCCCACAAGAGAAACACCGACAUGGCGACACCAGGCAAAGGAGCACCACUCAGCCAAGGGCAAAAGAAAUUCCUGCUGGAGCUGGUGUCGGAGUCGGAGAAGCCUGUCCUGCAGGACAAGUCUCAUGGGAUGGCGGUCACCCUUGAGAAGGUCAAGGCGUGGCAAGAGAUUGCUGCAGCCUUCAGCCUGAAUUACCCGGCCGAUCCCAAGUCGGAGAAACAACUUAAACGAGCAUGGGAAUACACGAAGAUGAGGGCAAAGAAGAACCACAGCCACCGUGUGCAGCACAUGUUUGCAACUGGUGGAGGGAAACCCAUGCCUUCACCACCUAAAGAAGACCAGCUGAUCAUGUCAACCCUCUCGCGGGAGCUGGAACCUGCGACCCAGCAGUGUGACACCCUGGAUCCAAACAUUGUGGUCGUGGAUGCCUCUGAAGUUGAGCAAUGGCAGCCAGAGGUUCCUUCGUUUGUGAAAACCAUUCUACGUAUUGUGGAAUAUGCUCAUCAACAAGACGCCUCGGAACAUGACUUCUUUCUCUGAAUCGUGGUUUAGUUUAUUCCUAAGGAAUAUGACUUAAGCACUUAUAGUCCAGCCAAAUUGUCGAGUCCGUUUGGGCUCUGCCACACAGUCCCAACACCUAUCUCUUCCUCUCAUAUGUAAGGUAAAGGUAACAUAUGAUAGGAAAAAAUAGGUGUUGGGACUGUGUGGCAGAGCAGAGGGGAAAAAUGGACCCGCGGGAGCCUAUGCCCAAACGGACUUGACAAUUUGGUUGGACUAUAAUUAUAAUUAAUUAAUAUCUUGCUACUUUUCAUAUGAUUCUAUGUGACUCAUACAUUUUAUCAAUAGAGUAAUAUCAUGAUAGUUACCACAGUCCAGUUUCGAGUGUAACCUUCUUUCACUGCUUUUCUAAAUUAUAGUUAAUAUUAUUACUGUACAUCAGUGAUCUUUAUCUGACUUCCGCAUGCACAUCAAAUAUGGUCAAAUAACUAUGUUUUGUUGGUAUUGCCUGAGUUGGAUUGUUGCUUAUCACAGCUUUGACCUAAACUCUGCACCCUUUCAUGUUUAGUUUAGUUCACAUCAAUAGCGGUGUGGCUGAUCCACUAUACAUUGAGGACCUUCUCUUUCCCGUCAGGUGCUGUGGGGGUUAAGAGAGUGGUGUGCUUAGUCUUGUAGGGGGAUUGCCAAGUUAUGUAGGUAUUGAUAUCAAUCUCCAUUCCAGAAUUCAUUGGGGAAAGUGACGAGCCUGUAACUCAGGAGCCCGAUAACACUUCCGUGCCCGAGAGAUUGCAGACAUCUGGAGCUGCAGCAGCUGUCCGCUACGCCCGUCGCAAGCAUCCUCCGAAAAGGCGCCAGGCUGUCAGUGAAAAGGAGGCAGCCUAUGCAAAAAUUAGUGAAACCUGUGACAGCUUAAAAGAGGAGUCACUAAAAGCUAUACGGAUAGUUUGCCAGGCUGCGGAAAGUGUUAUAAUGGCAGCAAACAGCAUCAAGGAUGCAGCAGACAGUGUCAAACAUGCCGCCUGCUAUUUACAAGAAAAAUAUUAAGAAUAGGCGACAGAUUUUUGUAUUAUGCUAAAUUA
Eriocheir sinensis (Chinese mitten crab) is the source of this 1728-nucleotide messenger RNA. RefSeq names its product myb/SANT-like DNA-binding domain-containing protein 3. The transcript has 3 exons. Lineage: Eukaryota; Metazoa; Arthropoda; Malacostraca; Decapoda; Varunidae. The record is from RefSeq and is a predicted model, not a curated record. The coding region runs from base 50 to 691 and encodes 213 amino acids.